CAGUCAGCCAGCCUUAUGUCAAAUUAAACACUGUAACUGUACUGUCAAAUGAAACACCGACUCGAGGAAACUACGAAAUUAUCACAAUUAAACAAUUCACUUAUUCCUGGCGCGGGUCCGUCGAAGUAUAACGACCCAUAUGUUAGUACUGACACCGUUGACAAAGAUAUGGAGGAAAACUACGUGCUGACCUUGGAUAUUGGCACUACUACUAUUCGGUCCUUUAUUUAUAAUUCUAGAGCAGAAAGUGUUGGAAAUGCUGUAGAUCAGGUUGUACUCCACUACCCCAGUCCGGGGUUUGUGGAAAUUGAUCCUGAUGAAUUAUGGAAUUCAAUAGUGGGUGUAGUACAAAAGUCUUUGAAAAAUGCAAACUUAUCAGCGGGACAGAUGACAGCUAUGGGCAUAUCCACACAGAGAAGUACCUUCAUAACAUGGUCUAGAGAAACUGGCAAACCAUUCCACCGAUUUAUCACAUGGAAAGACUUGAGGGCUGACAAACUUGUUAAACAGUGGAACCAUUCAUAUACCUGGAAGUUGAUAAGAGCCGGUGCCUAUGUCCUGUAUUUAAUGUCUGGAAGUAAACGAUUUCGAGCAGGCAGUGUACUAAAAUUCAUGAAUACUCAGACGACAUUGCGUUUAUGUUGGGCUCUACAAAACAUAGUAACUUUAAAAGAAGCAGCAAAAAGUAAUGAUGCCAUGUUUGGCACUCUUGAUACAUGGCUCCUAUACAGACUUACAGAUAAGAAAGUCCACAUGACGGACGUAUCGUCAGCAUCAGCGACGGGUUUCUUCGAUCCGUUCACGAUGCAGUGGGCGGGGUGGGCUAUGACGCUGUUCGGAAUUCAAAUGAGCUCGCUACCGACCGUCGUGGACACGGCGGGCCCGCACUUUACCACCACUUCGCCGAACAUAUGGGGACAUCCGAUACCGAUACUCAGUUGUAUGGCGGAUCAAACAGCGUCCAUGUGGGGGUCUUGUUGCUUCGAGAUAGGCGACGUGAAGCUGACCAUGGGGACGGGUACGUUCUUCAACAUAAACACGGGACCGACCCCCCACGCCAGCGUCUCUGGCUUGUACCCUGUGGUGGGCUGGAGACUAGGCAAGGAGCUCAUCUACUCGGCAGAAGGCGCGAACAACGACACCGCUUCUAUCAUCAAGUGGGCGCAGAAUUUAGGUCUCUUCGAGAAUCCUCAAGAGACGGCGGACAUAGCGAACUCAGUACCGGAUUCAGACGGUGUUUACUUCAUACCAGCUUUUAGCGGAUUAGGCCCACCAUACAACGACGGGUCCGCGGCGUCAGGGUUCGUGGGUAUGAAGCCGUCGACUACGAAGGCGCACCUCGUCCGCGCCGUGCUGGAGUCGCUCGCCUUCCGGACUGCGCAGCUCUACUCCUGCGUGCAGCACGAGACCAGCUACAGCUUCCAUAGUAUCAGGUUAGACGGUGGUGUAUCGAACAACGACUUCAUAGCUCAGCUGGUGGCGGACCUGACGGGGCUGCGAGUGGAGCGCCCAGUGCACGUCGAGAUGUCUUCCUUCGGCUGUGUGCUCAUAGUGGGGCUGCAGUUAGGUUUAUGGAAAUCAAAAGAAGAACUGAAAUCCCUGUUCAAAGUAGGUGGCGUGUUCCACCCGCGCCCGCAGGUAAAGAAAUCGUACGAAGUCAUAUUCGCGCGGUGGGAGGACGCGGUCAAACGCAUGUGCGGCUGGUAUAGCGAGCCCAAGUCAAGUCAAACUCCGAGCAACUCAGUAUCGGACUCGAGUAGUAACUCCGUCACGCCACAGAGUAGCUUCAAAGUCGCAAGCAACUCAAAGAGGAACGGCAGCUAUUCAAAGAUUAAAAACAAAUAGCGGUGGCUUUUCUGCCUGCUCGCAAUGCUCAUGGCGUGCCUCCCACUGUGUAGGUGACAUCUACUUUGCCACGGCUCUAGUAUUGUAAAAAUAUUGUCCUUAAGUUGGUUGAGGUAGUAUGGUGUAGGUCCAGCGAUGUCAUGCCAACGGGACUCGGUAACAGACAAAAAUAUCAUUAUAAAAAUAGUGUUAAGGGCUAAGAAGACGCUUAUUUAAAUUAUUAUGAAGUUUUUAUCGACGUUUAGAAGGUUACUUGUCAUAAAGUUCCUAGUAAAAAGGUGGCGGCAAAGACGUUAGGAUGUGUCUGUUGAUAUAGCGACAGGCGUUAUGAAGCGCAUCCGUUCUAGCAAUAAUUCCUUGGUUGUUAACGUUAUUUUGACUUUGCAACCGAAUAUUUUAAAACUAGUUGUACAAGAGAUUAUAUGAAAGCGUGACAUCCUGUUAUGGGUUACAUGUUAUUGUAAUGUAUGGGUUAUAUCGGUUAUAGUUUUAAGCGGACGGUGAGUAGAGUUGGAUUGUUUGUAUAUGUAUGUAACCUCCGUAGUUGUAAGUUGUUUGAGAUGAUUAUAGUAUUGUAAUGAAAUUCCCGAUGGUAUCAAGUAGUUAGUCAAGAUUUAUGAGCCUGUAAAACUAAUGCACAAAUAAUGAUAAGACUUAGUCUUAAUUUUAAUCAUGAUGAAUGAGAAUAUCUGAAAUUCUAUCGCAAUUGUAUUUAUUUUAAGUUUUACUUUUGUUAUUCAGAAUGUUUAAUUUUUGUCGUUAGCAAGCUCAAGUUUUGUAAGACUGUCAGUAAAAUAGCAAAAGACAAACUUGUGAUAUUACGGAUAUGUUUCAUAUGGCUUAGCCGAUGUCUGUUACUUUCAAUAAGGGACUUUCUAGGCUACGUUUCUGAAAAACAAUAUAGAUGGCGCUGUACAGUUUUUCCAUCGUUUGACCUUCUAAUGUCAUGGAUAACAGACAUAUGCAUCUUUUAUCUUUGUUUUUUUAGGUACCAAUUUUGACCCUUGUUAUUACAUCUUCCACUCAUUAUUAUUCUAAAGUCAAAUCUUCAGGGUAGGUAAGCGGACCCCGUGAAAAACGGGAUAAUGCUAGGGAGAUGAUGGUACACGCCUCGUGAAAGUUCGGAGCGGAAAGUGCGAUUUUCUCAAAAACCUAUAUACUCAGUUCUAUAGGAUGUAAAAUGUAACACCUCAAAAUUAGCAUGAUGACCAUACAAAGCAAUAUAGGUAGCAACAUAAUUCUAUACAUAAUCUGAUCCAAAUGUCAAGAACAUAGAAAACGUUCAGCUGCUUGUCUUCCCGGGCAUGUCGUAAAAACCGACAGAGGGAUUGUGUCCUCUAACAUGAUGGACUAAUGUUAUGGGCGAUAGGCUGAUCCCUUAUCAUCAUAAGGUUCAUCAUAUCCAGCUUACGACAUCGUAUCAACAGUGGCUGCAAGUUGUCUUUGAUUACUUGUGGCUGUGCCCACCCCAUUAGGGAUAACGGGCGUGAGUUUAUGUAUGUAUGUAUGUAUGUACCAUACAAAGCAAUAUAGGUAGCAACAUAAUUCUAUACAUAAUCUGCUCCAAAUGUCAAGCAGCAAUUUACAUUGUAUUUUUGAACAAUUAUGAACCAGAACAAUGAGAAAAUACGUAAUUUUCACAUUAAAACUGUACAACGCCAUCUAUAUUGUUUUUGGGGAACGUAGCCCAGAAAGUGCCUCAUUGGAGUUCUCGUUAAUUUUUUUAUCAUUUUCAAAAUUUUAGUGUAACCAUUUAAUGAAUUUUAUUGCUAUUGUUACCAUUGUACAUAUUUUAUGAUUUUAUAUAAGUGGCCUCAGUAAUUUCUUUCUUAAAAUAUCAAAUAAAUAAAUAUCAAAUUGUAAUAAAAGUAAAUUAUUGACGGUAGAUGACAAUAUGAGUGUGUAAUGUGUAAUAAGUUCAGUGAUAGCGCGUCUUUACCCUUUGCUCAAUGUGACGUUAUAUUGUUUGUUUGUAGCUUAAACUUGCCAAUUUGUAGUUUUUGUAUGCGGUUAAUGUAAUAGAGAAAUAUGUCCUCAUAGACUGACAUGUGUACCGGUUGCGUCAAGCGUAUUUCGACUUUCUUGCCUAAGUUACACGAGCUAUUAAAACACAAGGUAGCUAAACCCUUUUCAAAUAAUUCAAUAUUAUGAAACACUAAUUAAAAGUACACUUUUGCUUUACACAGAUGUGGACCCUCUGCAAAUAGCUAAAUAUUUUUAUUUAUAUUGACAUGACAACAUUAUCAAUCCGUGUUUAAAAAGGAAUAAUAAAUUUAUAUGCUAAAG
Molecule: messenger RNA, 4131 nt
Organism: Pectinophora gossypiella (pink bollworm)
Lineage: Eukaryota; Metazoa; Arthropoda; Insecta; Lepidoptera; Gelechiidae
Product: putative glycerol kinase 5
Exons: 11
Coding region: 49-1845 (598 amino acids)
Biological process (GO): glycerol metabolic process; glycerol-3-phosphate biosynthetic process; triglyceride metabolic process
Cellular component (GO): mitochondrion
Molecular function (GO): glycerol kinase activity
Source: RefSeq, a predicted model, not a curated record